CGCCAAGCGGAUGCUUCACAUGUAUACAUCCGGUAAUAUAUCUAUCUCAUUGUUCUAUCUGUGGUUACAGCUAAACCCCGAAAUAAAGACAAGAUGGCAGGACUGCCCCGCAGGAUUAUUAAGGAGACUCAGCGCUUGAUGGCUGAGCCUGUCCCAGGCAUUAAGGCGGAGCCUGACGAAGGGAACGCCCGCUACUUCCAUGUGGUCAUCGCCGGGCCCCAGGACUCACCCUUCGAAGGUGGCACGUUUAAACUUGAACUCUUUCUCCCCGAGGAAUACCCCAUGGCAGCUCCAAAAGUACGCUUUAUGACCAAAAUAUACCACCCCAACGUAGACAAGCUGGGAAGAAUAUGUCUAGACAUCUUGAAAGAUAAAUGGUCUCCAGCCUUGCAGAUCCGUACUGUCCUGCUAUCAAUCCAGGCAUUACUAAGUGCUCCCAACCCUGAUGAUCCUCUAGCGAAUGAUGUUGCGGAGCAGUGGAAGUCCAAUGAAGCUCAAGCCAUAGAGACGGCCCGGACAUGGACCAGGCUUUACGCUCAAAACAACAUAGAAGUGUAGAAAACGUAAAACAAGCGGAAAGAAACUGAGCGGGAAGUCAGUGUGAGAACACACUCCUUAUUUCUGCCAAGACCUCUUCUUCUUCCUACUUCAUUUGCAUUUUAAGGACACCGUCUUGGAGGGAAAAAAAGGUAUUAUUAUAAUAAAGUACACAUUUUAAGGAAUAUAUUAAAAAAGAGGAAAAAGACAAGUAAAUUGGUGAUUUUAAAUGCACAUACGAGAAGAAAAAAAACGUAACUUGUCGUUUUUGUCCUAACUCACUACUGUUCAGAUGCAUGGGCAGCCAGGGUUGAGAUCUAACUCACUACUGUUCAGAUGCAUGGGCAGCCAGGGUUGAGAUCUAACUCACUACUGUUCAGAUGCAUGGGCAGCCAGGGUUGAGAUCUAACUCACCACCUGGCUUUAUUUUCCAUUGAUUUGGGAGGAAACUGCCAACCUCUGCUUUUAACUAGCUUCGUAUAGAAAAUUUAAAAAACGAGGUUUGUCUGUCCCAUGUUUUAUUCGGAGGGGGUGGGUUGGAGGGAGACAGUCUGGGUUCUUGUCCAAGAUGGCCAAACUUUUAAAAACUUUUCUUUUAACUUUGUUUUCUCUUGUGAUGCUGGUUGUUUAUUGAAAUCCGCUGAUUAGCCCCAUGUAGUAGACACACCCUUUGAGACAGGCUAUUGUUGGACUCAUUACCCUGUUGAAGGCCAAGCCGCAAAACAAAAUCAACAUAGCGCCUGCUAAACCACUUUAACAUGAAAUACAAAGUAAUGAUAUAACGACUAAACAAUGAAUCUGAGCCUGCCACCAUCACGUUUAACUGUUGCAACCGCUGUCCGUGUAGAGACCCUAAGGUAGUCUUGUGGCGGAGGGAGGGCAGUAUGGAGUGGGAUAGGGGUGGCGGGACAGGAAUUCCAUAACUUCUGUAUUAGGAAUAUAUUGUUUUUCUCGUCUCUCCUUUUUAUUUGAUAUGGAUGUUUUCCUGACAUCGGGCUACAUGACUCUUUUAGCUUCUUGUUCUUCCUGUUUGUCACAAUCUAAUGCUACAAGACACAACGGUUUACUACAAUCCCAUGGCAUUAAUUUCCGAAAAGUGUAAUGAGUUGUAAGUUCUGCAGUGUGUGUUAGGGGUAAUUUUGCUCGAGGAGGGUGGGGGGAGGUAAGGGUAGGUGGUUAGGGGUAAUGGGGGAAUCGCAGGAACUAACUCCAAGAGAUCAAUGAAGGCUUUUGUCUCAACUGUCAAUAUUGGUAUUUGGUUUGAAAAGUCUGUAUUCAAUUCACUGUUUGUAAAUUCAUUAUUUCUAUUGAACUGGAGCGGUCGGGGGGGGGGGCACGUUUUCCUGUUCUCCAAAUGGUAGGAAAACAGUCCACCUGCAUUUUUUUUUCUGUAAAUAAAAUCUGUUGAUUUAA
Molecule: messenger RNA, 1950 nt
Organism: Oncorhynchus kisutch (coho salmon)
Lineage: Eukaryota; Metazoa; Chordata; Actinopteri; Salmoniformes; Salmonidae
Product: ubiquitin-conjugating enzyme E2 N
Exons: 4
Coding region: 94-558 (154 amino acids)
Source: RefSeq, a predicted model, not a curated record